CUAGUUUUAAAUAUAGAAUUUUGCAGAAGGGGGGAGGAAAAAGAGCCGAAAAGAGCCAGCUAUCUCAGUGGCUGAAAUGAAGUUCGCUACCUAAUUUCAACUCCUGUUCGGACUGAUUUUUUUUCGUUGGUGUUUUAUUUUUUUUGCUCUAUUCCUUUUACCCCCCUCCUCAACCAACCGGACAAAGGGCUAAUUUUUCAGAUUCCUAAAUUAUUUCUCAAUUUGAGCUGACAUAUGUAAAGUGUAUAAGAAGUCAUGUGAAAAUUGGCGGCAUCUUUUCCUUAUUUUAUGAUUCAGUUGUUGGUUAAAUGAAGUCAUAAACGAAGUAUAUUUAUUCAUUCAGACUUAGGUAUUUAUAAACACUUUCAUUGUUUAAAUUUUGCUUAAAGACUUUAAAUCAGCAAUGGACCAUUCACGCCGUAAAUACCAGAAAAUGUCUCAAAUAGCGCCAGCGAUUGGAAUCGAUCUUGGAACCACCUACUCAUGUGCGGCUGUAUUUCAAAAUGGAAAGGUGGAAAUUAUCGCCAAUGACAUGGGCCAUCGAAUCACACCUUCCUACGUUGCGUUCAAUGGCUCAGAACGACUGAUUGGAGAUGCGGCCAAGAAUCAGGCCGAAAUGAAUCCGAGUAACACAGUUUUUGAUGCGAAAAGACUCAUUGGGCGAAAAUUUUCCGAAGAAAUUGUUCAAAGGGACAUCAAAAUGUGGCCAUUCAAAGUGAAAGUGAAAAACGUCAGAGGCAAACCGAAGAUUGAAGUCCAAUACAAAGGGAAGCCGAGAAAGUUCCACGCGGAAGAAAUCAGUUCAAUGGUGCUGAUAAAGAUGAAAGGAAUCGCAGAAGAGUAUCUAGGAGCAGUUGUGAAGAAUGUAGUGAUCACAGUUCCAGCAUACUUCAACGAUGCGCAAAGAUCGGCCACGCAAGACGCGGCAACAAUUGCGGGGCUGAAUGUGCUUAGAAUCAUUAAUGAGCCAACAGCAGCAGCAUUAGCAUAUGGUCUGGAUAAGCAGCAGCCUUCUGUCGGAGGGAAACACGUGCUGAUUUUCGAUCUAGGCGGAGGAACGUUUGACGUCUCAGUUCUCCUAAUUGAAAAGGGGACCUUUGAAGUGAAAUCAACGGCAGGUGACACUCAUUUGGGAGGUGGCGAUUUUGAUAAUCGGUUGAUGAAACUCCUGAUUGAGGAGUUCAAGAAGAAACACAAGCAAGAUCUCUCACAGGACAACAGAGCUCUGAGACGACUGAGAUCUGCGGCUGAAAAUGCAAAGAGAACCUUGUCAUCGAGUUCCCAGGCGACAAUUGAGAUAGCCUCGUUGUAUCAAGGAAUCGAUUUUUGCAGUAAGAUCUCACGCGCUCGGUUUGAGGCCUCAUGUUUUGAUCUGUUUCGAAGUACACUGGAGCCUGUAACCAGGGCGCUAGAAGAUGCACAGCUGAGUAAAGGUGACAUACAUGAAGUUGUGCUUGUGGGAGGAUCUACAAGGAUUCCAAAGAUCAGGGCUCUCCUGAAAGAAUAUUUUAACGGGAAGCAGUUAAAUUGUUCAGUUAAUCCCGACGAAGCGGUGGCCUAUGGCGCGGCAGUCCAAGCAGCGAUGUUGACUAAUGUGAAAGACGACAACAUAAAUGACCUUUUUCUAGUAGAUGUUGUCCCGCUCUCACUUGGGAUCGAAAGUGCAGGAGGAGUCAUGUCAAAGCUGGUGGAGAGAAACACGAAAAUUUCAACAAGAGCGCAAAGAACAUUUUCAACAUAUGCGGACAACCAACCGGGUGUAACUAUUCGAGUUUUCGAAGGAGAACGGCCGAUGACGAAGGACAACAACCUUUUGGGCUCGUUCACGCUGGAAGGAAUCCAAUUGGCUCCUCGGGGUGUCUCGAAGAUCGAGGUAAUUUUCGAUGUCGACGUAAACUGUAUGCUGACAGUAACUGCCAAGGACACUAGCAGUGGUAUAGUUAAGUCAAUGAAAGUUACAAACGACCAGAAUCGUUUGAGUCAACAGGAAAUUGACAAGAUGGUUGCAGACGCGAUGAAUUUCAAAGCGGAAGAUGAUGCAUGUCGUGCAAGAAUUGCGGCAAGGAACACGCUUGAAAGCUAUAUCUUGACGGGCAAAUCAUCGAUGGAAGACAAAUCGGUGGCAGAUAAGUUGGAUCCGAAGGAAAAGACGAUGUUUUCAGAUCUUGUGAAGGAAACUGAGACUUGGCUAGAGAUGAAUCAAUCAGCCGAGAAAAUUGUUUAUGAGUGCAAGAUGAAACAAGUUCAGGACAGGGUGGCAUCUGUGAUGAGUAAAUUGUACAACCCUAGUUGCCAGCUGCCGAAUGGAGCAGGAGAUACUGGGAUAAGUAUGGAUGAAAUGAUAGGUCAUUAGUCGAAGUAGGAACCAUGAACGGGUUAAAUCAAAACUCGGACGGUCGGGAACUAACUGAAGUUACUUUUAUUUAAUAAUAUGACAUGACAUUGUUUAGUUUUUAAAAAAUCAUAAUUUUUACUGCAGUGAGUUUUUGCUGAGAGAAAAUUUAAACCAUUACAAUUUGGAUUCUUUUAAAUUGAGAA
Symsagittifera roscoffensis is the source of this 2538-nucleotide messenger RNA. RefSeq names its product heat shock 70 kDa protein-like. Lineage: Eukaryota; Metazoa; Xenacoelomorpha; Acoela; Convolutidae. The coding region runs from base 404 to 2353 and encodes 649 amino acids. Gene Ontology annotation, molecular function: ATP binding; ATP-dependent protein folding chaperone. The record is from RefSeq and is a predicted model, not a curated record. Gene Ontology annotation, cellular component: cytosol; cytoplasm; plasma membrane. The transcript has 2 exons.